CAGGAUCCAUGGAAUCACUCAAAUGCAAAAUAAACUGAAAAUAUCAAGCUUUGGAGAUCGUAGAAGCAAGCAUAGCACAGAAUACGAACUCACGACAAACGCUAAAUCUUCAUGCACACAAAAAUAUAGGGAAUUGUUGUAUUCAUUUGGAAAGAGAUUGCAUGAUGAAUAAUUAAGCCAUCUUUCGGCUGAAAUUUAAUGUUGUACAAUUUUUGAAAUUCUGAUAAUCUCUUUCCAAUUAAGAAUUAUGAAAAUGGCUCUGAAAGGAUUGACAGUUUUGGAGUUUGCUGGCCUGGCACCAGCACCAUUCUGUGGAAUGAUUAUGGCAGAUUUUGGAGCCAGAGUGAUUAGAAUAGACCGUCCUCAACCUCAGUAUUCAAUUGAUACGUUGGGCCGUGGCAAAGAAUCAAUAUGUGUUGAUAUGAAGAAGCCCAGUGGAACGCAGAUAAUCAAAAGAUUGUGUGAGACGUCUGAUGUCCUCAUUGAACCUUUCCGAACAGGAGUCAUGGAAAAAUAUGGUUUAGGACCUGAAAGUUUAUUGUCUGUUAAUCCAAGAUUGAUUUAUACCAGACUUUCUGGCUUUGGACAGAAUGGAUCUUUGGCAAAAAGAGUUGGACAUGACAUCAAUUUUCUUGCCAUAUCUGGUUUAUUAUCAACACUGGGCCGUGCAAAUGAACGACCACAUGCACCUAUUAAUCUCUUGGGUGACUUUGCUGGUGGCAGUCUGCUGAGUUUAAUAGGAAUUCUGCUUGCUCUUCGUUACCGUUCCCAAACUGGUCAUGGUCAAGUGGUUGAUAAUAAUAUGACUGCAGGGGCAGCAUACCUUGGGAGCUGGAUAUGGAAGUCUCAAGAGUUACCCCUAGUAUGGGGCAAAUCUAAAGGGGAAAAUCUCUUGGAUGGUGGUGCUGCGUAUUAUGAUACUUACGAGACAUCCGAUGGCAAAUACAUGGCAGUUGGCGCUUUGGAACCACUUUUUUAUUCCAAUCUUCUUAAAGUUUUGGAACUUGAUGAAAAUGACUACCCACAAUUCGGUGGUGACCAAGAAUACAUUCGAAAGGCAUUGAAAGGAAAAUUUUUGAAUCAAACACAGAAAUAUUGGAUUGAUAAAUUUGAAAAUAUUGAUACCUGUUGUACUCCUGUGUUGAGUCUGCAGGAAGCAGCACUUGACUCACAUAAUAAGACAAACAAAUCAUUUAUGAUUGAUUCUGAUGGCAAUUCCGUACCUUCACCGUCUCCUCUCUUGUCCAAGUCACCAGCAAUUACGUCUGCUAGGGAGGACCCUGUCAUUGGUCAACACACACACAAGAUUUUAAAAGAAAUCGAUUUUACAGAAGAAAAAAUCAAGGAAUUGAUUUCAACUCAAGCUGUGAUGCAAAACUCACCUCUGAAUUCUAAACUUUAAUUUCUCUUUUUAAUAGGUGAAGAAUUCUGCAGCAGCAUGCUGGCAGAACCAUUAAAGCAUCAGAAAGGGAAAAGUCAAAUGGUAAUUGUUUUUGCAGAUUUUAUAUUCCAAGUUCAAAUCCUGGUGAUGUUAGCUUUGCCUUACAUCUAUGUUAUUUUUACUAAUCGUAAAUAUUCUUUUACUUGUUUCAGUCAUUUGACUGCGGCCAUGCUGGAGUACCACCAUAUGUUUAACAAAAAUUAUGAUUGAACACAUUUUUUUGAGGUGCUGAAGUAGUAAUUUGGAUUUUGUGACGAAUUCAGUUUCACUUUUAAACUCUGUGAUGCAUUUAGCUCUCUGUGAUGCACCAAUGCACCUCUUGUAAUGCACAAGUGUGUGGAAACAGGGCACUGUGAACCACCGUUCUAGAGUUUACUUUUUACUCUUCUACUUGUUUCAGUCAUUUGACUGUGGCCAUGCUGGAGCACUGCCUUUAGUCGAGCAAAUCGACCCCAGGACUUAGUCUUUGUAAGCCUAGGGCUUAUUCUAUCGGUC
Octopus sinensis (East Asian common octopus) is the source of this 1936-nucleotide messenger RNA. Its product is annotated as alpha-methylacyl-CoA racemase. The coding region runs from base 248 to 1402 and encodes 384 amino acids. Lineage: Eukaryota; Metazoa; Mollusca; Cephalopoda; Octopoda; Octopodidae. The transcript has 7 exons. The record is from RefSeq and is a predicted model, not a curated record. Gene Ontology annotation, molecular function: alpha-methylacyl-CoA racemase activity. Gene Ontology annotation, biological process: bile acid metabolic process. Gene Ontology annotation, cellular component: mitochondrion.